Gongylonema pulchrum is the source of this 321-nucleotide messenger RNA. NCBI's taxonomy places the organism in Eukaryota, Metazoa, Nematoda, Chromadorea, Rhabditida, Gongylonematidae. The record is from the annotation of a GenBank genome assembly.
AUGAAUAUAAUCUUGCAUUUCAUCACACUUAUUGCCUUACUGCUUAAGCCGGUGCUGAACCAGCUGGUAACGCUGCAUGACGGAUCACCGCUCUACGGCCGUGAAACGUAUGGCGCCAAUGGAAAAUUGGUCACCGAAUUUCUCGGAAUACCGUUUGCGGAACCACCAGUAGGGCAACUGCGGUUUCGAAAGCCAAAACCGAAACAACCCUGGCGAACACCCUUUAAUGCCACAAAAAUGCCGAAAGCUUGUAUACAGGUCGAGGAUUCGGCUUCGCCAUUGAGACAAUCAAUUUCUCUGCAGUUUGUUUAUUUAUUUUGA